AUGACGGGAAGAGGGAGAGCACGUGCUAGAGGGAGAGCAAGGAGACUGGAUGGAGAUGAAAUUCGCAGACCAGGGGAACACAGUUCAGAGGCCCAAAAGCCCCCAGUACAGGUUGUAAGAGAAACCCCACCCAGGACAGAGCAGAUUGUCGGAGGUGCCCAAGCUGGGCCUGAGCAGAUUGUGAGAGGUUCCCAAGCUGGGGCUGAACAGACUGUCAGAGGUUCCCCAGCCCAGCCAGAGGACGUGAGAAGAGGAAUUGGAAAUCUACAGAUACAGAGAUUAGUGGGUCACACAGGACAACCCAUUCAGCUGAUGACUAAUUAUUUCAGCCUCUCGGAGAGUAAGAAUUGGAUCUACUACCAAUAUCACAUAGACUUCAGUCCACCUUUAGACUCCACAAGAAUGAAGAAGAAAGUUUUCUAUCAGCUCCCACAGUUUAGAAAGAAAACCACUAUUUUUGAUGGGGGAAUACUUUACCUGCCAUACAGAAUGCCAGAUAAGGUAACAGAGAUAACUGUAGGAUCACCAGUCGAUAACUCCCCAAUCAGAGUGACCAUCAAAGAGACCAGAGAAAUGUCCGGGUCUGACCCAGAAACCGAAAAGUUGUACUGUGUACUGCUGGGAAGAAUUUUGGAGAAUCUACUGGGGAUGACAUUCAUUGGCAGGAAUUACUAUGAUAUGAGUCCAGAGCUUGUAAAGAAGUACCCAGAACACCGUUUGUCCAUUUAUCCUGGGUAUGUAACGAGCGUCGCUAAUUACGAGCAUGGAAUGCUCCUUUGUGCUGACAUAAGCCACAAAAUUCUUCGAGACGAUACCAUGUGGACUCUUUUCCAGGAAGUCUAUACAUUAGCUAGCAGUGAAGAAGAUCAGAAGAUUCAGAUCAGGGCUAGAUAUGUUGGGUGUACUGUCAUAACUAGGUACAACAAUAGAACGUAUAAAAUUGCUGAUGUUGACUUUUCCAAGCAUCCCACUGACUCGUUCCCCAGGGCAGAUGGAACAAGCAUGACUUACAUUGACUAUUAUAAACAGCACUAUGACAUUGACCUUACUGACAUCAGGGAGCAGCCAUUGAUUCUUCAUCGAGUUCCGAGGCGAGAGAGAAGACCAGGACGUCCUGAGUUUGUGUACUUAAUUCCUCAGCUUUGCUUUCUCACAGGACUAACAGCUCAACAACGCUCAGAUUAUCAUGUCAUGCGGGACAUUGCUGAAACAACUCGUGUGGAACCAUUUGAUAGAGCAGCCAGUCUCCAGGAAUUUGUAAAGAGAAUAAACAGUAACCCUCAAUUCCAGAGAGAGAUGGAUGGCUUGUCUUUCUCUAGUGACAUGCUGACUAUCAAAGGAAGGGUUCUAGGAAGAGAGAAUAUAAAAGUCAGAGAUUCUCGUAGAAUGGAGGUAGAUCUGAAUUUCAAAAUGGAUGAAGCUGCCUGGGGAAGGCAGAUGCACAACAUGUACCUGCCACUGCCCAUCAAGCUUGUGAACUGGGUGUUGCUCUGUCCCAGUCAAUGUUCAAAAGUUAUGGGCAACUUUAUUGGUCAGCUGCAGGAUGUUGCUGCUAGAAUGGGGAUACAAAUAGAUUUUCCUGUCAUGCCUCAAAUGACUAAUGACAGCAUAGGCAAUUAUGACAAAGUGCUGAAGCAAACAGUCAAUCCCAGUACCCAGUUAGUGAUGUGUAUCCUCCCGAACUACCAGAAAUCACGUUACGACCACAUAAAGACACUGUGCUGCGUCACACACCCAGUUCCCAGUCAGUGUGUGGUAAAGAGGACCAUUAGUAACCCAAAGACCCUAAAGUCAGUAGCCACCAAAAUAGCCAUCCAGAUCAACUGUAAACUCGGGGGAUUCCCGUGGGAAGUCGGCAAUCCGCUAUCUAGACAUGCUGUAAUGCUGGUAGGGAUUGACACGUAUCAUGACAGUAAGACUAGAAACUUGUCUUAUGCUGGUGUGGUGUGCUCCACAAACCCUGGAUUCAACUGUUAUUAUUCCAAAACUCUGGCACAACACCCUGGGGAGGAACUGUUGAAUGGGAUCACCGUCUGUAUCAUAGCUGCAAUGAAGAAGUACCAUGAGAGAAAUGGCUACUUCCCUAAGCGGGUCAUUGUGUAUCGUGAUGGUGUGGGAGAUGGACAGAUACAGGCUGUUUUGGAGCAUGAGAAACCACAGUUCCUGGCAGCCUUUGACAGACUAAAUCUGAUGCAGCCAGAUGAUAGGCCAAAGUUAUCCAUCAUUAUUGUGAAAAAAAGAAUAAACACCAGAUUUUUCCUCAGAGGUAGCAAUGAAAAUCCAUACCCUGGAACAAUUGUGGAUACAGAUGUCACCAAACCAAGACCUAAUGUCAAGUACGAUUUCUUUUGUGUGUCGCAGUCCGUGAGACAGGGAACUGUCACUCCAACACAUUACAAUGUGGUAGAGGAUGAAAAUGCUGUCUUUCUCACACCGGACCGCAUGCAGCAGUUGGCGUACAAAUUGACACAUUUGUAUUACAACUGGCCGGGAACCAUCCGGGUCCCAGCACCGUGUCAGUAUGCCCAUAAAUUGGCUUACCUCACCGGACAGUCCCUCCAUAGAGACCCCUCAGAGUUGUUGUCGGACCGUCUCUUCUUCCUGUGAAACAUGACGGAGUACCAGUGCUAUGAAAUGUUUUAAAAAACAGUAAUACUAUUGGCUUGCCUCACCGGACAGUCCCUCCAUAGGGACCCCUCAGAGUUGUUGUCGGACCGUCUCUACUUCCUGUGAAACAUGAGGAAGUACCAGUGCUAUGAAUUGUUUUAAUAAACAGUAAUACUAUCCUGUAUUUGGAUACAGUGACUUGUAUAUAGACAUUAACCGAUAUUAGAGUUUUUGUGCAAGAGGUCAUGAAGUACAGACUUUAGAAAUGGCUGAUUACCUUGUUAUAUGUUUAGAUAGAAAUAAUAUUUGUGGGUUAAUUUUGUGUGUACAUGUACUUGUAUUAUAUUGAAUUGUUUUAUUUGAGUUAUACCUAUCAAUAUUAGUUUAAUUGUUA
This is a messenger RNA of Saccostrea echinata, 3001 nucleotides long. RefSeq names its product piwi-like protein 1. Gene Ontology annotation, cellular component: P granule. Gene Ontology annotation, biological process: regulatory ncRNA-mediated gene silencing. The coding region runs from base 1 to 2607 and encodes 868 amino acids. The record is from RefSeq and is a predicted model, not a curated record. The transcript is spliced from 18 exons. Gene Ontology annotation, molecular function: piRNA binding; protein binding. NCBI's taxonomy places the organism in Eukaryota, Metazoa, Mollusca, Bivalvia, Ostreida, Ostreidae.